AUGGCUCAGAGGAACUUCAGCCGGCAUUUCCGUGGUGGAGGCCCUGGGGGUGGCGAGUCGGCCACACCUAAGAAAUCAGUUGAUAAAGACCCGCCUCAGUCAACUUCUGUUUUCGACAAGACACGUGACCGUUCGCCUGCUGAUGAUACUACCCGCACGAUUGAUCUUCGUCAAUCGGUUGACCGAGAGCGUCACUCAGCCUCCCCUGUUACGACGGGACCGGGUGGUGACGAGGACCAUGAGGGGACUACGGUCCCCAGUCGGUCCGUAUCUUGUUCUACAAACGACGAUAGGGACGUCGUGCGGGACGACAGUGGACACAGAAGUCGUUCCCGUUCAAGUCGGGACGACAGGUCGAGUGCCUCGUCGAGAGACAGUACACGACACGAGGGCGUUCAUCGCCUUCGUGGUCGUCGAAUGUACGAUUCGGACGAUAACUACGAUGGGGAUCGUAGCCCUCGUCCCCACGGGGACGUGCGACGUUCUCGAAGGGAGUUUCGGGGAGUUCAGCGUCGUAGUGAAGAUAGUUACAGAACGACGACCUCGUCUCACUUUCAUAUCGACCCGGCUUUGAUAGCCCAGAUCACGGCGGCGGUCCUCGCCUCGACGGCGUCGACCAAGAAGGAUUUGACUGCGUCGGGGGUCCAUGGACCGUCAACCAGCCCUGGGGGUGGCGAGUCGGCCACACCUAAGAAAUCAGUUGAUAAAGACCCGCCUCAGUCAACUUCUGUUUUCGACAAGACACGUGACCGUUCGCCUGCUGAUGAUACUACCCGCACGAUUGAUCUUCGUCAAUCGGUUGACCGAGAGCGUCACUCAGCCUCCCCUGAUACGACGGGACCGGGUGGUGACGAGGACCAUGAGGGGACUACGGUCCCCAGUCGGUCCGUAUCUUGUUCUACAAACGACGAUAGGGACGUCGUGCGGGACGACAGUGGACACAGAAGUCGUUCCCGUUCAAGUCGGGACGACAGGUCGAGUGCCUCGUCGAGAGACAGUACACGACACGAGGGCGUUCAUCGCCUUCGUGGUCGUCGAAUGUACGAUUCGGACGAUAACUACGAUGGGGAUCGUAGCCCUCGUCCCCACGGGGACGUGCGACGUUCUCGAAGGGAGUUUCGGGGAGUUCAGCGUCGUAGUGAAGAUAGUUACAGAACGACGACCUCGUCUCACUUUCAUAUCGACCCGGCUUUGAUAGCCCAGAUCACGGCGGCGGUCCUCGCCUCGACGGCGUCGACCAAGAAGGAUUUGACUGCGUCGGGGGUCCAUGGACCGUCAACCAGUACACCAGCUCCUUCAUCUACGCCUCCACAAUCGACGUCGACGAUGGAUUGUGACUCGCCUAGUCCCGAUAUGUAUCGGGCCAGAUUACACGUAAUAGCCUGCAACCUCGGGGUAUCGCGGUAA
Molecule: messenger RNA, 1407 nt
Organism: Haliotis rufescens (red abalone)
Lineage: Eukaryota; Metazoa; Mollusca; Gastropoda; Lepetellida; Haliotidae
Exons: 3
Coding region: 1-1407 (468 amino acids)
Source: RefSeq, a predicted model, not a curated record